GGGCCCCGCUGCUGCUUUGACCCCCGGCGGCCCCCACCCUCCUCGGGCGGCUCUGAACAUGGGGGACCCUGCGCCGCCGCCGCCUCCGCCUCCUCCUCCGCGUGGCUUGCUCGGGUUUCCGCACAAGGAUGCACCGUGAUGACACCCACAAAGCGAGGCCAGGCUCUCCGGCAGCGACAGCAGCAGCACCUUCUCCAGUGGCAGCGGAAAGUUCAGCAGUAAUGGAAACUGGGGGCGAUGCCAGGACAGCACCUCGGUGGGGGGGAGGUGCUGGGACUGGCCGCGGUGGUGGGAGCAGCCGGGGUCCAGCUGCCGGAACUGCAGAACCCGCCAGGGUCCCGCCGGCGGCGGCGGCGGCAGCAUCAUUUGCUCCUGUGGGUGGGAAGGGUUUGAAUAUUGAUGGACCCGGGAGAGGCGGCGGCGGCAGUGCCACCAGCAGCGUGGCUGGCUCGGACCCCGCUGCAAUGCCGAGAGGAGGCAGAGCCGGGCCCUCCGCCCUGUUCCCCCGUGUGCCUUACGCCAAGGACCCCAAAAUGGUCCACCAGCGCUUCCUGCGGAGGAGCGUGGUGGAGUCCGACCAGGAGGAGGCCCCCUUCGAGCCCGCAGAACCGGAGCCUGCACAGCAGAAAAAGAUCAUCCUCAUCUCCAAAACUCGGCGGAUAAUUGCAGAGAGAGCAAAAGCAGGACAGAGACCGGUGGUGCAAGAGACGCGGCUCAGGAAGGAAGAGCCUGCUGUUGCCGCCGCCGCAGUCGCUGCCGCCCCUGUCCCCGUCGCCCCCUCUGCUACGGCCGAGGCCAAAGCUGGCGUGGCCGCUGAGAGUCCCUUGGCGGCUGGUGGGGACGCCAAGGAAGAAGGCGGCGGCGGCGGCGGCGGCGGAGGUGACUCCAACGAGGAAGGCAAAGAGGAUGCAGAGAAAAAAGAGGCGCCCGAUUCUUCCAAAGAUCAGAGCAAGUCCAAGAAAGAGGAGGCCGAGGAAGAGGAGGAGGAGGCCGACAUGAAAGCUGUGGCCACCUCCCCCGAUGGCAGGUUUCUGAAGUUCGAUAUUGAGCUGGGAAGAGGGUCGUUCAAAACAGUCUACAAGGGGCUGGACACGGAAACCUGGGUCGAAGUGGCUUGGUGCGAACUUCAGGACCGAAAGCUAACAAAAAUGGAAAGACAGAGGUUUAAAGAGGAAGCAGAGAUGUUGAAAGGACUUCAACACCCGAACAUUGUUAGAUUUUAUGACUUUUGGGAAUCGUGUUUGAAAGGAAAGAAGUGUAUUGUGUUGGUUACAGAACUGAUGACCUCUGGAACCCUGAAAACGUAUCUAAAGAGAUUUAAAGUGAUGAAACCCAAAGUCCUUCGUAGCUGGUGUCGGCAAAUCCUGAAGGGUCUCCAUUUUCUGCACACCAGAACUCCACCAAUUAUUCACAGAGACUUAAAAUGUGACAAUAUUUUUAUAACUGGACCAACUGGAUCUGUGAAGAUAGGAGACUUAGGUCUGGCAACUCUCAAGAGAGCUUCCUUUGCCAAAAGUGUGAUAGGAACUCCAGAAUUUAUGGCUCCAGAAAUGUAUGAAGAGCACUAUGAUGAAUCCGUGGAUGUAUAUGCUUUUGGAAUGUGUAUGUUGGAAAUGGCUACCUCAGAAUAUCCAUAUUCAGAAUGCCAGAAUGCUGCUCAGAUUUACAGGAAAGUUACCUGUGGUGUCAAACCAGCAAGUUUUGAUAAGGUUACUGACCCUGAAAUUAAGGAGAUAAUUGGAGAGUGCAUUUGCAAAAAUAAAGAAGAAAGAUAUGAAAUCAAAGAUUUAUUAAGCCAUGCCUUUUUUGCUGAAGAUACUGGGGUAAGAGUGGAACUUGCAGAAGAAGAUGAUGGUAGGAAAUCCUCUAUUGCCUUAAGACUCUGGGUAGAAGAUCCUAAGAAACUGAAAGGAAAACCCAAAGAUAAUGGAGCCAUUGAAUUUACUUUUGAUCUGGAGAAGGAAACUCCUGAUGAUGUUGCACAAGAAAUGGUUGAUGCUGGAUUUUUUCAUGAAAGUGACGUCAAAAUAGUUGCAAAGUCAAUACGUGACAGAGUAGCAUUAAUACAGUGGAGGAGAGAGAGGAUUUGGCCCAUGUUGCAGUCAGAGGAUAAUCGGGAUCCUGAGAGUCUGGAGAAAUCGAAGGCCCCACAAGCACAACCAGUUCAGGUUACAUACCUUUCUCACACUGGUCACCACAUCCUAUCAGAAUCAGAGGAGCCUGAAGCUGACCAGCAUCUUUCUCAACAAAAUCUACCCACAAGUGUUACAUCACUUGCAUCUGACAGCACAUUUGACAGUGGACAGGGAUCAACUGUUUAUUCAGACUCUCAAAGCAGCCAGCAAAGUGUUAUCUACUCAACUGUGCCCGAUGCAAUGCCCCCUGCUAUUCAGCGGGUGUAUAGCCCACCUCUCAGUGAAAGCCAGACUUUGCCCCAAAGUCUUCAGCAGUUGGGACCCUACCAGCAGCCUUCAGGACCUGGACUUCCGAUAGUUCAGCCUCCACCUGCUGUUGUUCCCCCACGACCACAACACUAUCAAGAACCAGCGAUCCCAUUCCCGGUUGUCCAUGCCACCUCAGCUGCUCCCGUGCAAAUGAGACAACCUCAGCCUGUAUUAUCCAGCCAGCCGCAGCAACCCAUCCCAUCUCCAUCUCCUCUACAACAAGUUCUUGCCGGCCAGCCUGUUUGCCCUGCACAGCAGCCCACACCACAACUCUUACCCCAGUACCAAACUCCAACUUCUCAGGUGGCAGCUAUCAGCACUCCACUGGCACCUUUGCAGAUCCCUCCUGUGCAGCCACUUCCGACAGCCCCUCCUGCCCAGAUUCCUCAGUUUCCUGUCAUUCCUGCUGUUACUCCUCUGGCAGGACUUGACAGCCAUCCUCCAAACCUGUCUGAUAUACCUGCUGCAAAUGUGCCCCCUAUUCCUGCUCCUUCUCAGUUUUUCCCUCCAGCUGUGAUUUUACCAAGCCUCCCUGUGAACCCUGCUCUGCCACUGACAUCAAAUUCCCCUGCCCUACCCAUGCAAACGGUCAACCUUCCUCAUACUACUGUGGCUCCCUUGGUCUUGCCCUGCCAAACAAUCGUGCCAAAUAUGCCGGCUGCUCCAAUACCAUUACUUGCGGUGGCUCCAUCGGGAGUGCCAGCAUUGCCAACACAUCCUGCGGUAGCCCAGCUCUCCCAGCAGCAAAUGUACCAGGCUACCCUCCAGCAGAUAAUUCAAAACGAAGUUCUCUCUUCUCCCCAUCACACUCAGAACAUGCAAGCAGUUUCACAACAGCAGCAGCAGCAGCAGCUGCCUCCACUUCCUCAGUCACUUCAGCCAAGCAUAAUUCAUCCUUCAGAACAGACUAUGUCUGCAUCUGGGGCUGGUAAUCAGAUCAUUGGACAUCAUUCUUAUGCGGUGGAUGUUGGGACACAGAUCCCUGCCUUGCCUGUACAACCUUCUGCAGUCAUGUCACCACCCCUGCAGUUGCAGCCUGAAGCAUUGCCUCCUCCCAUUGGUCCAGAAGGCCUGUCACAAAAUAUCCUCGCUACAGUUAGUGCAACAAUGACUAUAGAUCACAGUCUGCCUCUCCAGUCUACUGGCUAUCUGCAAACUCAACCAGAUAAUCACCAGCCUCUGGGCCAACUAGUUCAAACCUCAUGCCCAGCUAUUCCACUGGCUACAGAAUCUUCUCAAGAGGAACAUGCAGCGCUGGAGAAGCAGCCGUCACUAUCACAGAGCUGUGAAAGCUAUAUGAGUACUGAUGUUGCUUCUGGUAAAGAAAUGAGCGACAGCUUUGAAGGAACAAGUGGAAGUGGAAAACAAGAAGGAAAAUCUUCGAAGAAACAUAAAAAAUCAACACGUGCUCGUUCUCGUCAGGAAAAAUCCAACAGGCCCAAACUGACAAUUCUAAAUGUAUGUAACACCGGGGAUAAGAUGGUGGAAUGUCAGCUGGAAACACAUAAUCACAAAAUGGUUACAUUUAAGUUUGAUUUAGAUGGUGAUGCUCCAGAAGAAAUUGCUACUUACAUGGUAGAAAAUGAAUUUAUAUUGCCUACUGAGAAAGAGAUAUUUAUUGAACAACUGAAGGAAAUUAUUGAUAAAGCAGAAGAUAUGCUUAGUGAAGAUACAGAAGGGGAACGAAGUUCUGAUCAGGGUGCAAGCCCUCAGCAAGAUACUUACCAGAUGGAUAUGAAUGAGGAGCAUCGCCACUCCCAGGCAAGAAUGCCAGUAUACCAACAGAAUGUUUUGCAUACAGGGAAACGCUGGUUUAUCAUUUGUCCUGUUGUGGAAAAUCCAGUUGCCGAAACCCCAGACCUCUCUUCCUCUGUUCCUCAAAGUACAAAACAGCCUGAACCUGCAGAUCCAGAGCAGUCAGAUGACCAGCAGCAGAGCUCUACAGAGACAGACAGACAAACAAGCAUCACUUAUCGACAGCUUUCUAGUCAAAGGAGCAUCUAUGAAAGCCCCAGAGGAACACCUCCUCCUUCUCCUCUGACACAAGUCUCUGCUCCGCUGACUUCGACCUCCUUUUCACAGGUCCAGCUAGAAACAUCUACUGCGAUACCGCCAAUAGCUGCAGCAGCAGUUCCACAAGCUGUAGAACAGGCUGCUGAAAGUAUAGGUCAAGUAGAAGGUCCUCCAUUACAGCCUGUGGCGCCCAGCCAGCCUGUUAUACCCAGUCAGUCUAACACUCCUGCUCCCAGUACAACUUCACUGGAAGAGCAUUUUGAAACUCAGCUCCCUAUAAAUCCCCCAACACAGCUGCAGCAGCAAAUAGAUGAAAAUGCUUGCAUGCCCAAUUCAGAGACUGAACAGCAAACUGGUGGGUUGCCAAAGCUGAUUCAGCCUAUUCCUGCACAGACAGCAGAAGCUUGCUCCCUGCCUGUGGUUUCUGAUGCUCCUAUUUUGGAACACCAGCCUUCAACACAAAUCCCCAGUUUGCCAGACAACAGUCAGCCUAAUCAGAUGCAGCAUUCUUUUGUAGGCCAGACAAUUCCUGUGACUGCUGUCCCUGAUCCUCUGACUCCUGCACCACCACCACAGCUUUCAAGUCCUCCUCCCAUGUCAGUGGCUACAUCCCAGAUGUCUGUAGGGCCACCCACCCAGUUCCAGACUGCACCGUCCACAGGCCUUGCCGUUAGUGCACCUCAGCCUCCUUGUGCAGUAGAGUCAGAUGGAGAAGGACCCCCCAGGCUUGAUUUUACAGACAACACGAUUAAAAGCUUGGAUGAGAAACUGCGCAAUCUGCUCUACCAAGAGUAUGUUCCAACAUCAUCUGCAUCUGCAGCAACUCCUGAUCAGGGGGAUGGUGAAUUCAACUUGGCAUCUCUGCCCACGCUCGUGCUGGAUUUGAAAGUCCCUGGAACUGGUAUGGAUGUUCAAGUGGCUGAGGAGCAUCCUGCAUCCAGCACAAUAUCUCCUGUUCCGGUGGAGACGUCAGAUGUUACUUCUGCCAGCAUCCAGCCUUCAGAAAUAAGCCAUGGGUCAACAAGCAGAGCAGGUCAAGCUACAACCAUUACUUCAGCUUCUGUUGCCAUACCGUCAGGAUUCCCACAGGAUGCACUUUCAUCAUCAAAUGUAGUUGAUCAGAAAGACGCUUCUAAAAGAAGUGAAAGAGAAAACGUUACACCACCACAUGAAAAGAAAAGUAAAUCUCAAAAAAGUGACUCUGUUGACUCAAGUGUUAGCACGAAACAAGCUGAAAUAGAUAACAGCACACCAGCAAAAACGAUUGGAAGGUUUUCUGUGGUCAGCACACAGGAUGAGUUGUCUUUACCUCCUGUGCAGUCCUUGAGGUACUCUGCACCACCAGAUGUCUACCUGGACGAUCAGCCUUCUAGCCCUGAAACAAAAACAUCAAUGCGGCGUGUGCAGACAGCAUCCUCUAUUGAUGUCCUUUGUGGUCAUGAUUCCAGUGACACUGGAGAUGACUCUCUCCAAAGAAAGCCAGCUGCUGCCCCCUUGUUACCUCUGAGUGGUAGUGCAGGAAAUGACCACAAUAAGAAAAACUCAUGUUUUCUUCAAAAGAGUGGAAAAUCAAGUUCCCAAGAUCUCGAUUCCGCCAAUGGCCAUGGAUCUAAAAUCCCAACUAUUAACGUAUCAUCUUUCCACUCACACUCAUCAUAUGUGAGCAGUGACAAUGAUUCGGAGUUUGAAGAUGCAGACAUGAAAAAAGAACUGCAGAAUUUGAGAGAAAAACAUAUGAGAGAAAUAGCUGACCUUCAGAGUCAGCAGAAGAAAGAAAUAGAAGCAUUGUACUUUCGACUGGGGAAACCUUUACCUCCAAAUGUUGGGUUUCUUCAUUCUGCCCCACCAAGUGGACGUCGAAGGAGAACCAGCAAGAACAAAUUAAAAACUGGGAAAUUAGUAAACCCUAUCGUUCAGCAGCUCAAAACAACAACAACCAAUACAAGCAAUGUAUCAGACUGCAAAGACACUCUUGCUAAAGAAAAUGUCAAAGCUAAGACUGGUUUUACUGAAGCUACAGCACUGACUUCAUCCACAUCAGCCAUACUUGGAAAGUCAGUUCAGACACAACAGCCAUGCUCUGUCAAGGCUUCCUUGUCCUCUGACAUCUGUUCUGGAUUAGCUACAGAAGGAGGUGAUGCCCAUGGAAAUUCUGGCCAAGGCUGGACGGUUUUCCACCAAACGUCUGAGAGAGUGACCUAUAAAUCUAGUAGCAAACCUCGUACCAGAUUCCUCAGUGGACCUGUGUCUUUGUCCAUCUGGUCCACCUUGAAACGACUAUGUCUAGGCAAAGAUCACAGUAGUAGAUCCUCAACAAACAGUCUUGUAGCAUAUCCGGACCCUCUUCCACAAACAACACUACAGGUUCAAGUACAAGCCAACAACAGUAACAAUAAGAAAGGAACUUUCACAGACGAUCUCCACAAACUGGUGGAUCAAUGGACAAGCAAAACUGUGGGAGCUGUACAGGCAAAACCAUCUUUAAACCAACUUAAGCAGAACCAAAAACGGCAAGACAUGGAGCCAAAGGCUAAUCCCGCGCAGACACAGAAUGAGACAAGUGGAGUUAAUUCAGUAAGAACAGGAAUGGGGAGACAGUGCAUUGUUCCAGUUUCUUGCCCAAUACCAGCAGCAUUAACUCCUGGAGUUUCACCAUCUAUGCCAGUGCCUGUGACAGGUACUAUACUUUCCGGCCCAGUAAAACCUUUUGCGAUGCCUCUUGGUCAGUACGGAGGAGUUUUCCCUACGCCCAUUUUUGGUGUGCAGUGGUCGGGCCUGGCAGCACAAUCUGGACUUGCAAGUGGUCAGAGCUUUGGAGAGUUUCCCGGUCUGGGCAAAAAUAGCUUCCAACUCUUUCCCGGGCCACUGCAGCAACCCGUUCUCAGCCGACCAGGCACCAAACUGAGAAUAACCUAGCUUUGUACCGCCUCUCCAUAGCUGAUGAUGGUUUCCAACUGUAAACGCAGAGCGUUCAAGCCCAUAUGCAGGACGCGCUUACUGCUGGCGCUCAGUUCAGACCUUGCUAGUGCAACCCAGCCAUACACUGCAUCAGGCAAUCACUGUGAAAUGUUUUCACACCAAUUCGUUUGUCAUUAUGGCAAUAUUUGCUUUUCCUUCAUUGCUGAAGAGUCUUUAUUUUGUGUUUUGGUGAACCUUCGAUAUUGAAAUGUACUUGAAUUGAUGGUUCAGACAACUGUAUUAAUCCUGCAGGGGUAUAGUGCCUUGAAUUCAAGCUUUUCAGGUCUUGCUGGAAAGAUGUAAAAUAAUAAUAAUAGUCAAAAUGUGUAUUUUAUUUACAAUUUGCUUGUGUGACUUAAAGUUUUUGUUUAUUUGCAAUAAAUAUGAUAUUGAAGGUUUACACUUGAAACUCCUGAUGAGAUUCGUUUCAUUUUCUCCUGUAAAUGCUUUUAUUUUAAGUGGUGAUUGAAUGAUGACCUUUGGGUAGUGUGGGCGGCAUAUAAAUUAAAUAAAUAAAUAAAUAAAAUGGGUGGUUUAAGUGUUUUCAGGGUGAGUUAUUUAGCCACAUUAAUUGAAAUCCUCUUUUGAGUGAAAGAAGAGAAAUACAGUUAUUACCACUGUUUUACAAUAAGAGCAUUUACAAGAGUUUGAAAGAAAGUUGUAUAUAAUAUGCAGGUAAUAGCUUUGGGCAGUGCAGCUCAAGUUGUUAUGCAGUUUUUCCAGAAUAGCUGGUACAAAUAACAACUUCUCUUUUCCUUUGACAAAGCAAAUUUGGCAACCAGAUUUUUUCUCUCUCUCUCUCUCAUUCUCUCUCAUUUAGCUGCAACAGUUCUCCAUUCUGUACCAAUCUGUUAAUUUACUGUAGCUAAAUGAAAAGUCCAUGCAUGUUUCAUAUGUGAAAUAAGCCUAAUCAAAAUCUUAAUUAUAGGAGAUCCCCUACCCAAAGUUGCUAAGAGAACUAUGUAAGUACUGAACUUCAUGUGCAUGUCACCUGUUUUUAUUCCAUCUGUGGUCUCAGUUCAGAGCAACACUUGUUCUUGGUGUGCUAGAAGUGUUCUCCCUGAAAUUGAAUUAAAUGUGAAACUUUCUUGUUCCCUUAAAAAAAUUAUAACAAUAAUGUUUGAACUCAGCUUCCACUGCAGAUGGAAUUGGCUUAUAUUCCCCACUACCCCUCUGUUUCAUUCACUUUAUAGUAUGUAGAAUCUGCAUCAUCAUGAUUAAGAAAAAACAACAGCAACAACAACAAAAGUUGAUUUGAGAGACAUACAUUUCUGUUUUCUUGUGGAAGUGGCGUUGGGAAAACUACAAAGACAAGCCUAGUGACAUGCAUCAGCAACCCAUGAUCAUGGUCAAGCUGAAGGCAACAUCUACCACCACCACCUUAUUUACAAUGGCAGUAUUUUUCACCUACCUACUGAAUGGGUAGAGCUGUCUUGGGCUGCCAAUCUGUGAAUUGUAGGGUUCAAUUGUACUUUGAAGAUUAAGAAGAGUCUCCAGUAUUUUGUUGGUACCAUUGAAUUUGCAGUACUCCAUCAAUUUGAUCAAGAUUGAAUUUUGUAGACCAUUAUGCAGUCUUCUGCCUGGGCAAACUGUAACUGUAGUAAGCAAAUUCUGUUCUCUGUACCAUCUAUCUUUCAUUUGUUUGAGGUGUUUUUUUUUCAAUUCAUGUCUGUAUGCUUUACGAGCAAAACAUGGAACAUCUGUUCUCAUCAUUUCCCUCUCUGCUUGCACUGAAGCCUCUGGUUUGUUGCUAUUGCCUGUCGUAUAGCCCCGCCCCUUGUAUACUAACAGUGAGUGACACUAACACUCACUCCUAAGAAAUUGUAUAUACUGAAGAAAA
Messenger RNA from Pogona vitticeps (central bearded dragon), 9255 nucleotides. It is a transcript of the gene WNK2, whose product is annotated as WNK lysine deficient protein kinase 2. NCBI's taxonomy places the organism in Eukaryota, Metazoa, Chordata, Lepidosauria, Squamata, Agamidae. The record is from RefSeq and is a predicted model, not a curated record. Gene Ontology annotation, molecular function: protein serine/threonine kinase activity; ATP binding. Gene Ontology annotation, biological process: protein phosphorylation.